UAGGGUGUGCCCGAUUGAUGUGCCCGUAACAUUAUUGUUUUUUAAGUAGAAAACUUCUCGUAGUUGUUUGAUAAAACAUCUAAGGGAGAUGUUUGGCAAAAUCAAUUGUAGUUGCGUAUGCACAAAGCAUGUCGUGGAAUGAGGCUUAGGUGUCCCAUCUAGAUUUCAGGAGAUUGUCUAUUGAGUUUAAUGAGUUCAGUUUUAACCGUUUGUGUGUGAAGAAUUGUAAAUUGUUUCUUAUAAAUGAUGAUUAGUUUAUAUUCCAGGAAAGAGAAGUUAUUAUGUUGUGAAUUUUGGGGUGAUCGCGCAUGCUAGCACGCAAAAAUCUCGUGCAUGUGAUGUUUGAUGAACAUGUGUUCAGAAUGUUGAGCAAAAGUCGGAGAUUUGAGAUUUUAGUGUCGCAUUAGUGUUUGGAAUGUAUAAUAAUCACAUUCAAGAUACCAGGCAUGAAACUCCUUGUGCAAUCACGAGCCGAUCACCUAGUCUACCAUAAAAAUAUGAAUUUUGGGUCAGCAGUUGGAAGACUACCCUGUUAAUUGACAUAUUUUUUUGUUCUUAUUAAAAAAAAUUCGUAUUUGUUAGUUUUUUGUCAAUUUUUUGGGAGUUAUUGUAUCGUCAUGACGGAAGGAAUCUAAAAAGUAAAAAAUUAUGAUCGAAAUCUAAUUUUUUUUUAAUAAAGACGAAAAAAUUGGCUUAUUGGUUUAUUUGUCUUUAUUAAAAAAAUAGGUUUCGAUCGUAAUUUUUUACUUUUUAGAUUUCUUUUGUCAUGACAAUGUAAUAAUCUUUAAAAAAUUAACAAAAAACUAACAAAUACAAAAAAAAUUGAAUAAAAAUAAAAAAAUAAGCCAAUUGACUUAUUUAGCUGAACGGGACUUGUACAUUCAUUCAAAAGCACAAGGUAGUACAAGUUUAAAUUGUUUAAUCAAGAAACCGGGAGGUUGUUAAGAAAUACAUCUGCAUUUACCCAUUUCUCCCACUUGCAGGUGGCGCAUUCUUUAUUAAUGGCUGCUCCAUUCCCUUCAAUAAUAACUCCACACCACAGUUCCAAUUAAACCCUUCCCUCUCUCUCUCUCUCUCUCUCUCUCUCUCUGCGAAUUGCAAUGGCACUUCUCUCCAGAGCCAUGGCCUCUGUCACCAAACCCACCACACUGCACCUCCACAACCUCAUCCGAUGCAUGAGCAACGUCCCAGAAAACACCGUAUAUGGAGGACCCAAGACCCAGAACCCUAACCAAAGGGUGACCCUAACACACUUAAAGCAGAAGCAUCGCAAGGGGGAGCCUAUUACCAUGGUGACUGCCUACGAUUACCCCUCUGCGGUCCACCUCGACACCGCCGGCAUUGAUAUCUGCCUCGUCGGCGACUCCGCCGCCAUGGUGGUUCACGGCUACGACACCACUUUACCAAUUACACUUGACGAGAUGCUCGUCCAUUGCCGCUCCGUGGCGCGGGGGGCUAAGACGCCGUUGCUCGUUGGGGACCUCCCGUUUGGCACUUACGAGUCCAGUACUCGUCAGGCAGUUGAUACAGCAGUUAGGGUUCUCAAGGAAGGAGGAAUGGAUGCGAUUAAAUUGGAAGGGGGUUCACCGUCAAGAAUCACAGCAGCUAAAGCAAUUGUGGAGGCCGGAAUUGCUGUAAUGGGCCAUGUAGGGCUUACUCCUCAGGCCAUCAGUGUUCUUGGUGGAUUUAGGCCGCAAGGCAAGAAUGUCGCUAGUGCUGUCAAGGUUGUUGAGACUGCACUGGCUCUGCAGGAAGCUGGGUGUUUUUCUGUUGUUUUGGAAUGUGUACCUGCACCUGUGGCUGCUGCUGCGACAUCUGCUCUUCGAAUACCCACCAUUGGUAUUGGGGCAGGACCUUUCUGCAGUGGUCAGGUGUUAGUUUACCAUGAUUUAUUGGGAAUGAUGCAACACCCACAUCAUGCCAAGGUAACCCCAAAGUUCUGCAAGCAGUUUGCGCGUGUGGGAGAUGUCAUAAACAAGGCUCUUUCAGAGUACAAGGAAGAAGUAACAAAUGGGUCGUUCCCAGGUCCUUCCCACACCCCUUACAAAAUUAAUGCAGCUGAUGUUGAUGGUUUCUUGACUGAGCUACAAAGGUUGGGUUUGGAAAAGGCUGCAUCCGCAGCUGCUACAGCCGCUGAGAAGAUUGAGACAGUUGAAUUGCACGUCGGAGGGAGCCCGAUACACAAUUGAAUCAGCACUCGGCAGUGAAUUGUAAAGAAGAGGUCUUCAUAUCAUUCACCGUUGCUCGGAUAGGAAAAUUUUGAGGAACAAGAACAUUCUUGUGGCUGUUGAGGUCUUGCCAUUUUGUCCAAUUAACUCCUGACCUGUGAAAUAAUUGCCUGUAUUUCAAAUGGGAAAUAGCUGCAAUGUGAUUGGCCAUUCGUCGGGAAUUAGUUUAGUUAAGGUUUUACUGCAUCUGUAUUUUGUUGCUCUGUGAAUUAAUGAAAACCAUAUCCCUUGCACUUUCCUCCA
Rhododendron vialii is the source of this 2471-nucleotide messenger RNA. Its product is annotated as 3-methyl-2-oxobutanoate hydroxymethyltransferase 1, mitochondrial-like. Bases 1101 to 2189 code for a protein of 362 amino acids. Lineage: Eukaryota; Viridiplantae; Streptophyta; Magnoliopsida; Ericales; Ericaceae. Gene Ontology annotation, molecular function: 3-methyl-2-oxobutanoate hydroxymethyltransferase activity; magnesium ion binding. The transcript is spliced from 5 exons. Gene Ontology annotation, cellular component: mitochondrion. Gene Ontology annotation, biological process: pantothenate biosynthetic process. The record is from RefSeq and is a predicted model, not a curated record.